AUGUGGAAACUUUAUGUACCGUUAGCCCUUGGAAAAUCGGUAAAGCUUCCUGCUCUAGCAGAUACAGUGCGAUGCUGGUCAUCAACUAGUCACAUAGGGCACACAACUACAUUCUUCUACUACAACAACGAAUCGCUGCAACGCAAGAAUUUUGAAUAUAAACAAUCCGCGUGCUAUCCUGAUAGAGGUUUUCAAUUCACCCCAAAUAGCAGCCUGGUUGCAUCAAGGUUGAAUGAUCCCGGUUUUCGAGGUUUUUCUACUCCAGCAGGUACUGAAAAGCAAAAUGAACAGACGAAAACGAUUGACAUCAAACUAUGCCACCCUGUUUCGGGCGAUAUUCUGGAAUUGGAUAAAAAUGCGACUGGUAUAUCUAAAGUUCCGUUUAAGGUCUCUCCCCGCAAGCCUAGAAAGGUGAACAACCGGUCAUUACUUCAGCGGAGGGUUUCGGGUGAAAAUAUAAGUUUGAAGAAGCUCAUAAAGCAAUACUGGGUAUUGACAAAGCCUAAUCUAACAUUCCUCAUAAUGCUUUCUUCUACAUGUUCAUACGUGCUUGCUCCGGGACCGACAAACAUAGUAGCAUUUACAUGGUUGACAUUAGGCACACUACUUACAUCCGGGGCAGCAAAUGCAAUUAACAUGGGCCGAGAGCCGUCGUUUGAUAGACAGAUGGUGAGGACUGCAUCAAGGCCGGUAGUUCAGGGAUUGAUAACACCAAAUGAGGCUUACACAUUUGCUGCCAUUACCGGAACAAUUGGUUGUGCUAUCCUUUAUUAUGGAGUAAAUUCGACAGUUGCCGGCCUUGCUUUACUUAAUAUUUUUCUUUAUUCCUGGGUAUACACAUCUCUCAAAAGAAAGUCCAUACUAAAUACGUGGAUUGGGGCAAUAGUUGGGGCAAUUCCACCAUUGAUGGGUUGGGCUGCAUGCUCGUCUCUUUCUGACCCAGGAGCUUGGUGCUUGGCAACAUUCUUAUAUGCGUGGCAAUUCCCGCAUUUCAACUCCUUGAGUCACAACAUUAAAGCUGAAUACAAACGGGCAGGCUAUGUAAUGACUGCUUCUGUGAAUCCGAUGUUAAAUGCUCGUGUUGCUUUAAGGUAUUCCUUGUUGAUGUUCCCAAUAUGCUUUGCUUUUAGCUAUUUCGGUGUUUGCGAUAAGUACUUUGCAUUCGAUUCUUCUAUACUUAAUGGCUACCUAACUUAUGGAUCAUUCAUGUUUUGGUGGCAGCAAAAUAAAAACCACUCGAAAGCUACUUUAGCCAAUGGAGGCCCAACAAAAGAGGCAAUAGCAAAGGCAAAUAUAUACGCUAGAAAGACAUUUUGGGGAUCAAUCUGGCAGCUUCCAGUUGUAUUGGCAUUGAUGAUGCUGCAUAAAAAAGGACAAUGGGAUAGAUUAUUCUCUUCGGAUGACGGAAGCUAA
Messenger RNA from Brettanomyces bruxellensis, 1413 nucleotides. RefSeq lists its product as uncharacterized. Gene Ontology annotation, biological process: heme biosynthetic process. Gene Ontology annotation, molecular function: protoheme IX farnesyltransferase activity. The record is from RefSeq and is a predicted model, not a curated record. Gene Ontology annotation, cellular component: mitochondrial membrane; mitochondrion. The transcript has a single exon. The coding region runs from base 1 to 1413 and encodes 470 amino acids. NCBI's taxonomy places the organism in Eukaryota, Fungi, Ascomycota, Pichiomycetes, Pichiales, Pichiaceae.